AUGCCCUUCAGGAUGCAAGUGGCACCACUGCCACUGCAUUUCCUGUUGGGCAGAGAGCAAGUGAAAACAGCAGCUGCUGCAGGCAACGGCCAAGGCAGAAAUAGCUUCUGCGCGAUUCGCGGGAGGCUUCCCAGGCCCCUUAUCCCAGCCUUCCUGUGCCCCGAUCUCAGCUGCAAGAGGCCGCCGGGGGGACAGGAAGCAACUUUCACCAGACCACACUCCGGGGCGGCAGAGCUCCGCGCCGCCACCCACACCGGUCCAACCUGCGCCCGCGUGCCUGGGCGCCCCCUUGGGCUCGGACUGACUCCCGGGAGACCGCAGGGGCUGCAGACAGCGAUGCCAGGACGAGCUUCCCUCCGCGGGGCCCGGGGGGCCCAGGCGGCCUGGCUGCUGGGCGGUCUCUGGAUGUGGGCGCUGGGCGGACUCGGCGGCCAAGGGUUGGCGGCGCCGCGGGCCGGGGGCUCCCCCGGGGCUUCGCACCCGUGCCAGGCGCCGCAGCAGUGGGAGGGCCGCCAGGUUUUGUACCGAAAAAGCAGCGGCUUCAACAGCCGCGCCCUGCUCUCCUACGACGGGCUCAACCAGCGCGUGCGGGUGCUGGAUGAGAGGAAGGCGCUCAUCCCCUGCAAGAGAUUAUUUGAAUAUAUUUUCCUCUAUAAGGAAGGAGUGAUAUUUCAGAUUGAACAAGCCACCAAGGAGUGCUCAAAGAUCACCCUGACAGAGCCCUGGGAUCCGCUUGACAUUCCUCAGAACUCCACUUUUGAAGAUCAGUACUCUAUAGGGGGGCCCCAGGAGGAGAUUACCGUUCAGGAGUGGUCCGACCGAAAAUCAGCAAGAUCCUAUGAAACCUGGAUUGGCAUUUAUACCGUCAAGGAUUGUUAUCCUGUCCAGGAAACCUUUACCAAAAAUUACAGUGUGAUAUUGUCCACCCGGUUUUUCGACAUACAGCUGGGCAUCAAGGACCCGUCGGUGUUUACUCCCCCGAGCACUUGCCAGACGGCCCGGCCAGAGAAGAUGAGCGAGGACUGUGUCCUGUAAACCUGGAACCCAGAAGUGACCACACUGGCCUGCAGUGCCAGUGAGCCCAGCUGGAUCCCGACUGAGAUUUGAGGAGCUGAGGAUCUUCAUUGAAAAUAAAUAUAAUUUUAGGAAGAUAAACAUGGAUGUGUGCUUUGUUUUGUUUUGUUUUAUAUUUUGACUACUCAAGCUAUGUUUACAAAAUGAAUGUCAAAUAGAUGGCUAAUAUGGAUAUUUUAGACAUUUCUGAAGCCUCGUUGGGUACUGAUUCUUAUGCAUGUGCAAGCUGAUACUAAAUGAAGUGGCGAACAAGGGGUAAGGGGUCCAUAGGAGCAGUUUGCACUGGCAGGGAGGGGUGUUUUACUACUGACAUUGUGGAAAAUUGCUGGGACGUGGUGAUAAUUAAAGCAGAUUGAUUUGGGUCAGUUUUAUUAUUAAUUUUUAAGUUCUUUACAGAAAAUGAGCCCUUUAUUGUCUGCACCAGAGUGGUGGACUGCUCCCACUGACCUCCACCUCUGCAAUUAACUAGCCACUAACAAAAUGAUCCCUUACAAUCCCUUCCAGACUCAAGAGCUUUAUGGCAUGCCUCAGUGGACAUAAAGAUUUUAGGAGGAAAUUAAAGGCUAAAUUAAGAAGUAAUUAUCCCUCUCCAGAAACAUUUUAAUCAAGAGGGUUUGGAAAUCUUGUCUACAAGAUUGUCUACAAAAUGCCUACCCCUGGGUAUGCAUGAGCCAUGUCUGCUUUCCUUUUUUUCUAUGCAAAAGUACUAAUAUAUGUGCUGAAUCACCAAAUACAUGUCAACAGACCUAGAAAGGCAGGUGGUAUUUUAAAAAUAGCCCUGAACUGGAAGUCAGGAGACUAUUGUCUCCUAAAUCCAGACUUGGAAUUCCCUCGUACUCUCAUGCCUUUGGUCAACUAAAUGCACUUCAUUUUCCUCACUUAGCCUUCAUGGGUGGUCCUGUGUUCUGGAGACACUGUUCCAGGACCUCUGUAUCUGACCUCUGCUCCUCCUUCCCUGCUAGUUUACAUGUGACCUUCCCUGACAAUCGCCCCCAAGCCUGAAAAGCCUUGCACCUUGAGCAUGCUCUUCUCACCAUACUGAGCUCCUGAACACUGUCAUCCGCUGUCCUGGCUAUGAGCUCCUCAACUACGGGCACCACAUUCUGAUUACCUUUAUAUUCCCAGCACCAAGCAAGUGCCUGGCACGUGGGCAGUGCCCUACACAUUUGCAGAGUGACAAAAGCUAGUUUCUCUGGUCUUUAAAUGGUAUGGCAGGGUUUCCUGGCCUCCAGGGAAACUUUCAGUAAUAAAAUGUGUUAUUCUAUCUCCUUCUCCUAUAGCAUUUUGUCUGGCUACCUAUCUUCUUUAUUUACCAGGAGAAAUGUGUGGCACCUAUGUUAUGCUGAAAACAAUUGUAUUACUCACAGUUUAUCUAUAUUAUUUCAAUAAAAAUGUUACUGCA
Molecule: messenger RNA, 2476 nt
Organism: Choloepus didactylus (southern two-toed sloth)
Lineage: Eukaryota; Metazoa; Chordata; Mammalia; Pilosa; Megalonychidae
Gene: EPDR1
Product: ependymin related 1
Biological process (GO): cell-matrix adhesion
Cellular component (GO): extracellular region; lysosome
Molecular function (GO): calcium ion binding
Source: RefSeq, a predicted model, not a curated record